AUGUCCCUUUCUACUACCUUUGUCAGAAGGGCAACUCGGACAUCGGUAUGCUUUUCCGUUCACUUCUCUACGCAGACCGAUCAGUCUACGAAUCUGAAAGAAGUACUUGCCAAGAAAAUACCUGCUCAUAAUGCUAAAGUAAAGGAGUUUCGACAACAGCAUGCCAACACUGUGAUUCAAAACGUUACUAUCGAUAUGGUUUAUGGUGGAAUGCGUUCUAUGAAGGGUAUGGUAACUGAGACCUCUGUGCUUGACCCUGACGAAGGUAUUCGUUUUCGUGGAUAUGCAAUUCCUGAGUGUCAAAAGAUGUUACCGAAAGCUCCCGGAGGAGAAGAGCCUAUUCCUGAAGGGAUAUGGUGGCUUUUGUGCACUGGAGACAUACCAACCGAAAGCCAGACAAGUGCUAUCACCAAGGAGUGGAAUGCUCGGGCAGAUCUUCCAUCGCAUGUUGCUCGCAUGUUAGACAACUUCCCAGACAAUUUGCAUCCUAUGGCGCAGUUUGUUGCUGCUAUUGCAGCUCUCAACAAUGAGAGUAAAUUUGCUGCUGCAUAUUCCCGUGGUGUUCCCAAAUCUAGUUAUUGGGAGUACGCUUACGAGGAUUCUAUGGAUUUGCUUGCAAAAUUACCGACCGUGGCUGCAAUGAUUUACCGAAAUCUCUACCGUGAUGGAUCAGCUGUUGGAGUUAUUGAUCCUAAAAAAGACUGGUCAGCUAACUUCUGCUCUAUGCUUGGAUAUGAUGAUCCUCUGUUCUGCGAGUUGAUGCGAUUGUACCUCGUGAUCCACUCCGACCACGAAGGAGGUAACGUGUCCGCUCACACUUCACAUCUCGUUGGAUCCGCACUUUCCGAUCCUUAUCUUUCGUUCUCUGCUGCCAUGGCAGGACUUGCUGGUCCAUUGCACGGACUUGCUAACCAAGAGGUCUUGGUGUUCUUGAACAAAAUCGUAAGCGAGAUUGGAUUUAAUUACACUGAGGAACAGUUGAAAGAAUGGGUGUGGAAGCACCUGAAGAGUGGGCAGGUAGUUCCUGGUUAUGGCCAUGCUGUGCUUCGGAAAACUGAUCCUCGUUACGAAUGUCAACGCCAAUUUGCUUUGAAGCAUCUUCCCAAGGAUGACUUGUUUAAGCUUGUGUCAACUUUGUAUAAAAUUACUCCAGAUAUUCUUAUAGAACAAGGCAAAGCAAAGAACCCAUGGCCGAACGUUGACGCCCACUCUGGUGUGUUAUUGCAGUAUUUCGGCAUGAACGAAAUGUCGUUUUACACGGUUUUAUUCGGUGUAUCUCGUGCCCUGGGCUGCUUGUCGCAGUUGAUCUGGUCUCGAGGUAUGGGUCUACCGCUAGAAAGACCGAAAUCUCACUCAACUGAAGGUCUUAUGAAACUUGCUGCUGCUGCGAAGAAGUAG
Angiostrongylus costaricensis is the source of this 1398-nucleotide messenger RNA. The record is from the annotation of a GenBank genome assembly. NCBI's taxonomy places the organism in Eukaryota, Metazoa, Nematoda, Chromadorea, Rhabditida, Metastrongylidae.